Pieris napi is the source of this 893-nucleotide messenger RNA. RefSeq lists its product as uncharacterized. Lineage: Eukaryota; Metazoa; Arthropoda; Insecta; Lepidoptera; Pieridae. The record is from RefSeq and is a predicted model, not a curated record. The coding region runs from base 63 to 857 and encodes 264 amino acids. The transcript is spliced from 5 exons.
CAAUUUGUUUUGUGUCAUCCCGGUGGCAACUAGAUUUUUUGGAAAUUGCUCUCAUAAUUAACAUGAUAAAAGUUUAUAUUUUGAUUUUGUUCCUCGGAUUUACGUCAAGUGAUCCGUGUAGAGGUGAUGAAUGUCUUUCUGGUGGAAAUGCAACGCGGGUGUUGUCUCGAAGCAAGCGGUUUUUAAUUUUUCCUGAAGGAAGCUCCUUCCAAUUGGUAUUCUGUACGCAGACAGCGGCUCUUAUUCCCAUCGGAGAUAUAUUCUUGUUUGCCAACACUGCAGCUCUGGCCUGGAAUUUGCCCACAGACCCAAAACUUCUGCUAAUGUUUAAAGAGUAUGAAAAAAAACCAAACAGAAGGAAUGAUGAAAAAAAUAUCUAUUACUUGGAUGAAAAUGGGCGUGUCGUGGCUAAGAUACCGUUUAGAAGACCCACAAUCGUAAACCCGGCAUUCGCGAAACGCAGCGUGGAUGGAGUGUCAUUUAAAGACCGAUUAAAAGUGAAGAUAGACCGAAUAAAAAUGCAUGAGAGACAUGGACGAGAUUUUCUGAGACACGAUGAAGGCAAUAGUGAAUUUCAUAGAAAUAGUCGCGCAGAGCUAUACCAAAAACUGGAGACAUUAAUUUCAGCGCUGGGUUCCGAUGGGAGGCAGUGCGUACUUCGCAAACUAUGCGAGUCAGCUCGAGCCCGAGGGCAGGCGACAUUCCUUCAGGAACUACUAAGGGUUGUCUUUACAUUCCCAAAGGACAAAAAUUCUGCUAUCGAAGAACAUAAAUUGUAUGAUCAAGCUCACGAUCCAUCAAAGGACUGUGAGAUAAUGUAUCCGGGCUGUGAAAAUUUCGACGUCACCUCAUUAUGAUUAGAUUUAAAAUAAGAUUUGGUGAAAUCAUUUUGC